UCCCUGAGAUACACACACGUCACAGCAGUCCACCAGUCGCCGCUAUGAAGGUUCUGUUUGUCCUGUUUGCCCUGGUGGCGGCGGCCUCGGCCAGCGAUCUGGGCCAGUACGGAGACGAGCAGGAGCACCAGGACGUCGAACACACACCCUACGAGUUCAGCUACGCCGUCGAGGACGACGACACCGUGUUCUCUCAGAGCGAGCAGGGCGACGAGGAGGGUGACGUGGAGGGCGAGUACGCCGUCAACCUGCCCGACGGCCGUGUGCAGACGGUCCGCUACUCGGCCGGCGACGAGACCGGCUACACGGCCGAGGUCAGCUACGAGGGCGAGGCCCAGUACCCCGAGCAGGACUCCUACGAACAGGAGGAGGAGCAGGAGGCUGAGCAGGAGGAGGAAGAAGAGGAGGAGGAAGAGGAGGAGGAGGAGGGAGAGGAGGAACUGGUUCCCAUCUAUGCCUACCGGCCCGUGUACAACUAACUAGUCAUAGUAAAGGUUGUGUGCUUAUCUUUCCUAGGGAAGGGUUUUUGUGAAUAACUUUAAGUCUUCUUGCUAAUUGUGUGCUAUUUGCGAUCAUUACUCAAUGUUUGAUGUACUCUAUGUGAUGUUAAGUGUCAAA
Messenger RNA from Amphibalanus amphitrite, 618 nucleotides. Its product is annotated as troponin T, skeletal muscle-like. NCBI's taxonomy places the organism in Eukaryota, Metazoa, Arthropoda, Thecostraca, Balanomorpha, Balanidae. The transcript has 2 exons. Gene Ontology annotation, cellular component: extracellular matrix. Bases 45 to 479 code for a protein of 144 amino acids. The record is from RefSeq and is a predicted model, not a curated record.